This is a messenger RNA of Camelina sativa (false flax), 1134 nucleotides long. Its product is annotated as ethylene-responsive transcription factor ERF017-like. The record is from RefSeq and is a predicted model, not a curated record. Gene Ontology annotation, molecular function: DNA-binding transcription factor activity; DNA binding. Gene Ontology annotation, biological process: regulation of DNA-templated transcription. Lineage: Eukaryota; Viridiplantae; Streptophyta; Magnoliopsida; Brassicales; Brassicaceae.
AUUCGCACCUGACACUUUGCGGCGUUUUAUUUGAUCCUCCCCCCCCACUUUAGAAAGUACAUACGCGCUCCCAUUGACCUUUUGAGUUUUUGACUUUGUUUUUCUUUUGGUUUCUUUACGCGACAUAAAAAGUCAAAAACUCACUCUUUCUUCACUCUUUAUUCACUCGUAUAAAUACAUUUCUAAAGCCGCCAAAAUCUAUCAAUCCAAUUCAAAAUCAACACCACUGACACUGAAGAAACAGAGCUAAGUUAACUUGAAUACUGAAAGAAACAGAGCUAAACCGGAAAUAGAGAAAUCGUACCGUUACCGAACCGGAUUGAUGGAGGGAUCGUCUUCUUCUUCUUCGAUGCAGUCAAAGUACAAAGGAGUGAGGAAGAGGAAAUGGGGCAAAUGGGUUUCAGAGAUCAGACUUCCCAACAGCAGAGAACGUAUCUGGCUUGGCUCUUACGACACUCCCGAGAAGGCGGCGCGAGCCUUCGACGCGGCUCUUUACUGCCUCCGAGGCAACAAUGCAAAGUUCAAUUUCCCCGAUAACCCUCCCGUGAUCUCCGGCGGACGAAACCUAUCGCGGUCGGAGAUACGAGAAGCGGCUGCGAGGUUCGCUAACUCGGAGGAGGAGGACUCGAGCGUUCGAGCAGGAUACGAGACACGGCAACUUCAAGAGUCUACUAUAAAAUCGAUGGACAUUAUUGAUUCGGAGUUCUUGAGCAUGCUCCCGACGGUUGGUUCUGGUAAUUUCGCAUCGGAGUUCGGGUUGUUCCCUGGGUUCGAUGAUUACUCCGACGAAUACUCCGGUGAUCGUUUCAGGGAACAGCUUUCACCGACACAACAACACGAUUACUAUUAUCACGGAGAAGAGGCUUACGAUGCCUCCAUGAUCCUUUGGAAUUUUUGAAUUUCUCAUGAUUCCAUAUCAUCAUCAUCACACUACACAAUCUGAGAUUUUGAUUUGUGGUUUUUUUAAAAAUUCUUUUGUUCCUUAAUUUAAUUUUUUUUCCCCAAAUGUUUUUGGAUUUUUGGGGUUUAGGGAUUCAUUUUUAAUUUAUUUCCCCACGUGUUAGAAUUAUCAGAUUAAACAAAGGCCUGCCAAACCUAAUUAAUAAUAAUAAUAAAAAUACGUAUAUAGUAGUA